AUGCUAUAUAAAUUUUGCUUUUUAUUCGUUAUCUUCAUUCAUUUAAUAAUAAAUAACUGUUGUAAAACAUUCUUUAUUAUUUUUUUCUAUCCACCUCUUAUGAAUAUCUUCACAGUGUUUUUUCCAUAUAAUUUUUUGCCUUUCAUGGGAUUUCUAAUUCUGUCCUCAUUCUUUUUUGCUAUCAUUUCUUCAUAUAUAUCUUUUAGGUAUUCCUUUUCCUUGUUUUUCAUUUCCAAUAUUAACUCUAUAAACCAUUUCUUUUUUUUCCAUUCUUCUAUUUUCUCUUUAUCAUUAUUUAAUAUAACAUUCCUACUUUUUCUUUUUAUAUCCAAUAUGUUAACAUCCUCAUCUAAAUUUUCUUGUAUUCUCAAUUCUUCCACCAUUUUUUUAAAAAAAUAUUCCUUUUCUUUUUGCAAUUCUUCUUUCAUACAUUCUUCUAAUAGCGUCAUAUGUAUUUCUACCAAAAUGUUCUGUAUCAAUUUCUCCCUUUUUUUUCUAUUUUUCUAA
Molecule: messenger RNA, 507 nt
Organism: Plasmodium gallinaceum
Lineage: Eukaryota; Apicomplexa; Aconoidasida; Haemosporida; Plasmodiidae
Product: surface-associated interspersed protein (SURFIN), fragment
Source: RefSeq, a predicted model, not a curated record